AUGCUCCUCUUUCCAAUCCUUUGUCUGUUACCAGUACUCUCCGCAUCAACAGACCCAGUGCUGGAAACGGAUAUUGGGCGGUUUGUUGGGAAACUAUUGACAUUCGACAGUGGCUUACAAGUAGAUGCUUUUUAUGGCGUCCCAUUUGCAAAGCCGCCGGUUGGACCGCUAAGAUUUGAGGUGCGAUAUUUCAGAGUCUUUCUGGUGAUGUUUAUGUUUCGAAUUAUUACUUAUUAUCAUACCACUGUUGAGUUUCAGAAACCUCAAAAUGCCGAGUACGUUGAAGAGAGAGAAGCCAAGACUCUGCCAAAAAUCUGUAUUCAAAUGGACGGGCCGUUUGAGCAAAGCGAAGACUGUCUUUAUUUGAAUGUCUACAGACCUCAUAACAAGGUGAGUUAUAUCAGAAUAGGCUAUAUUACUUCUUUCAGACUGAUACUUAUGGGUACCCUGGCUUCUUUUUCAUCCACGGCGGUGGAUAUCAGAUGGGAUACUCGCAUCAGCACACCACUGAUUACGUUGCUGAGAAUUAUGCAGCGCAGGGAAUGACCGUGGUCAUUCCUCAAUACCGUGUCAGCAUCUACGGUAAGUUAACGCCAGUUUUCAAUUAUAUAACAAAAGGCAAAGAUAGCCUAUAAAAAAGAAUAAAAAACCCAGUCUUCUGUCAUGAUAUCUAUUCAUAUCCUGACAGAAGACCUCUUUGUUUUUUAAGGUUUUGCCGCAACCGAAAACAGAGCCAUCCCUGGCAACAACGGCCUUCACGAUCUCCAUAAAGCCCUUCUUUUCACUCGACGCAAUGCCAAAGGCCUGUAUUUGGACAAUGGCAGGAUCACGGUUGGCGGAUACAGUGCUGGUGCGGCUGCGGCCAGCGCGCUGUCAAUCAGCCCGUUGACGCACGACCUGUUCAGUCAAGUCGUUCAGUUUAGCGGCUCAACUUUUGCUGAAUGGGCGUUUUCAAAAAGAGGAACGGAACAUACCGAAAGAGUGGUGAAAAUUUUGGGAUGUGACGCUGAAAGGGAAGUCAGAAAAUGCCUGCAAGGCAAGAGCCUCAAGGAUAUAAAUGAAGCCGUGGAGAAGGCGGUAAGUAAACAAUGGAUAAAUGUUUUAUUCAAAACGCAUUGGGGUACCUCAAGGUAGACGCUCAGAUUUUCUUUAAAUUUUUCACACACAUCGGGCAUGACCUAAAUAUCAAUUCCCGAAAGUUUUAGCUCGUGCUUUGCAAGCGACACUGAGAUAUUGAACUAUCUUUGCCGCAGAGAGAGUACGCUAAACGCGGAGAGCGGUCAGAGAAAAAACUUUUUUGGCCAUAACUUUGUCAGUUUCGUGCGGAAAAAAUUGAUUUUUUGUAUAGACAUUACCCUUUACGGCAAAAAUCGGUAUUACUUUUUGUGCUGAAAUUCCACAAAAAUUGUCAAAUUUUCGCCGAUUUUCAAUCUAAAAAUCUCGGUUGUUUCUGCCAGGCGGGAGCUAGGAUUGUCGCAUAUAUUUAAGUAAAAAUAUUCUAAAUUUAUGCCAAGUUUCAACGAAAUCUGAACGUCGCACUUGGGGUACUUCCCCUGUAAAAAUGUCGUGAAAAAACCAAGAGUUUGUUUAACGUUAUGCUGCUCUAUUGUCAUGUUUGUAUUUUCAGCACGAAUUCGAGGGCCAGCUCAACUUCUUGGACUAUGCUCCGACGGUUGACGGUGACUUUAUACCCGUCGAUCCGGCAACCUUAAUUGAAUUGGCCAAGCCGAAGCCAACACUCGCGUCGUUGACUCAAAAUGAGGGCCUGUUGUUUUGUAAGUUUCUGUGUAAUUAUGAAAAGGCCCUCACAGAAAGGUUUUAAUUGCUGUGUAUUUGAUUGCUGAUACCAAGCCACUUUCAGCGAUUUACUUCCCUAGCGAUGGCAGAUUUUGGAGGCAUGGUCUGGAGCAGGAGAAGAAAGACGCCUUCUCCGUUGAAGACUUCAAAGAGCACGUGAGAACAGCUGUUGUUCUUAAAAAAAUCUUUGGCGAUCAACAUGAAGAGGUGGCUGAAGAGAUUGCCAAUUUCUACUUGGCAACUGUGGACCCUCAACAGCAUGACAAGAACUUCUUUUUGGACAUGUAUGCUAAGGUAGGGGCAGGGAAGAGGCCUUCAAAGAAGCGAAAGUUUGUUUAGAAAACAACCAAAAUAUGGGCGCUACAAUGACUAUGAUUUUCAGGUCUUUGGAGACAUUAUGUUUGCGAUUCCUCAGCUUCGCGAGCUGAGGAUGAAGCUGAAAGCCGGCUGGACCAUUUAUCAUAUCCUCAGCACCCAUACCGCAUAUACGAAACGGAAUUUCGGUCAUGUGGAGUGUCACCAUACCACACACGGCAUCGAAUACGAAUUCCUCUUUGGUCAAGGGGUUUUCGGAAACACAACGAUAAUGACGGAAGAGGACGAGGAAUACAGAAAAUUGCUCGUUGGAAGUGUCGUCGAGUUUGUGAAAACUGGGUAGGGAUUGGGGUUUAAAGACGAUCUUACUAGGAGCAAUCGGCUCAUAUCGGUUUGUCGGAAAAAUAGAAAGCGCAAUCGCUGAAAUGAAAACAUAUUUGGUUAUGAUUUUAAUAUUUGUCCUGCCGGAAAGUCGACUAAAAUCGGCGACGUUCUUUGCACCAUGAAAACGGGUUUUCUGUCCCUUUAACUUUGACUUUGUACAUCCUUCCAUUUUUAGCUCCCCUAAAAGCGAGUUGAACCCAAAUUUUGUCGCUCUCUCCCCAAGCAGACCGCUGAUCUACACCGAUCUCUCAUCCGAAGCCGUCAUCAAAGAGCCUCUGUUCGGAAGGGAGCUGGAGUUCUGGGACAAGAUGUCCGACAAACUGCAUUUCGACAUUGUCUUUGGCGUUCACAAAGACCAAAAAAAGAGGAAUGAACUUUGA
Molecule: messenger RNA, 2876 nt
Organism: Bursaphelenchus xylophilus (pine wood nematode)
Lineage: Eukaryota; Metazoa; Nematoda; Chromadorea; Rhabditida; Aphelenchoididae
Source: the annotation of a GenBank genome assembly